GCCUAGUGGCUGCCGGGAUCUCGCGAUAAAGGCCUAUUGUCUCGCGCGAGCGUGUCUCCAGACGGCUUUGGGGCUGCUUUGGUCGGGCGAGAGGACUUGCAUGUGUCGCUUCAGCUGGCGGGAGCGGAGGCGGCGGGGGCUGUGCGACCGGCUGGGUUUAUGAGAUGGCUACUGACAUUUCUGAAUCCAGUGGGACUGAUUGCAAAGGCGAUACGAGGAACAGUGCCAAGUUAGAUUCCGAUUACCCUCUUCGAGUCCUUUAUUGUGGAGUUUGUUCAUUACCAACAGAGUACUGUGAAUAUAUGCCUGAUGUUGCUAAGUGUAGACAAUGGCUAGAGAAAAAUUUUCCAAAUGAAUUUGCAAAACUGACUGUAGAAAAUUCACCCAAACAAGAAGCUGGCAUUAGUGAAGGUCAAGGGACAGUAGGGGAAGAGGAGGAGAAGAAAAAACAAAAGAGAGGGGGAAGAGGUCAAAUAAAACAGAAGAAGAAGACAGUACCACAGAAGGUCACAAUAGCCAAAAUUCCUAGAGCGAAGAAGAAAUACGUGACAAGAGUGUGUGGCCUUGCAACAUUUGAAAUUGAUCUCAAAGAAGCACAAAGAUUUUUUGCUCAAAAAUUCUCCUGCGGUGCCUCAGUAACAGGGGAGGAUGAGAUCAUCAUUCAGGGAGACUUCACAGAUGACAUAAUUGAUGUCAUUCAGGAAAAGUGGCCAGAGGUGGAUGAUGACAGCAUCGAAGACCUUGGAGAAGUGAAGAAGUGAUUCUGGAGUCAUGUGUGUCUGAGCUGACCUGAGAGUUGACACGGCCUUUCAGAAAUAUAUACAUAUGUAUAUAUGUGUACAUAUGUGUCCUACAGUAAAACUGUAGACUCCUCAUCUUUGGCGUUCUCGUUCUGUACAAGGCUGCUUGGUUUGUUUAUGGUUUUUGUUUUUUUGUUUUGUUUUGUUUUUUAAUUGCCAAAGUCUGAUAGAGAGAGAGAGAGAGAGACUGUCAUGCUUAUGCAUGAAUCUGAAUUUAGUCAAAUAAAACAUUUUGGUUAUUUGGUACUGAA
Molecule: messenger RNA, 1051 nt
Organism: Alexandromys fortis (reed vole)
Lineage: Eukaryota; Metazoa; Chordata; Mammalia; Rodentia; Cricetidae
Gene: Denr
Product: density regulated re-initiation and release factor
Exons: 8
Coding region: 165-761 (198 amino acids)
Biological process (GO): translation reinitiation; formation of translation preinitiation complex
Molecular function (GO): translation initiation factor activity; mRNA binding
Source: RefSeq, a predicted model, not a curated record